CAAGUUGCUUAUCGCAUCCACGGAACCAGUGUCGUACCAGUGCUCCUUGCGUACUAAUACGCGCUCCGCGACUGCAACAUCAUAAUAUUGAUGAUUAGGACUGACCACCCUCGAUUUUCGACGCGUUUGAUUUUUGAUGAAACGACAAGACCACGCACAAGAAAACAGGAACGGGAACGGGGAUCAUGCGUCGUACCUAUAACAAGUUUUGUCCGACGGAGUCGGUAACUGCGCGAUCUAUCCAUGUUGCGAGGAAGGAUGCGCUGAAGAGGUUUUAUGAGUGUGGGUUUCCGUAUUCUAGGAAACUAACAGCCCACAAAUCAUGCGUCAAUUACCUCGCCUUCUCAAGACACGACGGUAGAUGGCUCGCAAGCGCUGGAGACGAUUUCCGCGUGUUACUUUGGGAUUUCAGCGAGGAGGACGUGGUGCGUCCGGGGCAUGUUUUUACUGGGCCUAGCGGAAAUGUACUGGCGCUUGAUUUCUCAGCUACGAAUCAGUAUUUGUACAGUGGAGGAGCCGAUAAUAUUACUUUGAAAUAUGAUGUUUCGACGUUGCGGGGGGUUGGUAGGAGUAAUGGGAGGGGUUCGUCGUCCUUUGUUAAGCAGUACGAAGAUCACGACGAUAGCGUCCGAGCGCUUACGUGCCAUCCAUACGAAGACGAGAUAUUUCUCAGCGCUAGUGAGGAUGGAAAACUCGUACUGCAUGAUGGUCGUGCUGGUGGUGGAAUGAGCACGGCGCAGGGGACGCUUCAACAUACGGCUUCAUUCACAGGCGUGCAACAUCAUCCUGUCAUGGAGCAUGUUUUUGCGACGUGCGAUGUACAUGGGCAGGUUUGUCUCCGGGAUACGAGGAUGACUUUUGGGCCAUUGUCGACACGGUCGAAUGGUGGGAUCGUGAGAGUGUAUAACACGAAGUUGUCGAGAAAGUCGGCGAGGUAUCUUAGUAAUCCGGAAAGCAGCAGUUUGACUUUUGAUCGUGAUGGAAGUAAAUUAGCCGUAACGUUCCUUCACUAUUUCCCGACGAUAUAUGCCCUGUCAGAUCCACAUCCCCUGGCUAUAUGCACAGGCCGCAAUGCCCCCAAUGGAACCCAGAUCUCUCCACCUCAACGAACAUACACCAAUUCAUGUACGAUGAAAUCGGGCGCGUUCGGUGGUCCUGGAAUGGAUGAAGAUGACAUGUACGGCGCUGGGUCUGAUGAUUUCAGGGCCUAUGUAUGGAAAAUUCCUCCUUUGAUGACUUUGCAGGGGCUCAGGAAGGAGAUCACCUCUUAUGACUGGUAUACCCGCGAAUGGCCGGAUACUGUAGCGUUUGCAGAAGGGAAGUGGGAGAGCAGAUACGUGCCUUUUGAGAUAUCGACGCCGUUAGCGAGACUGAAUGGGCAUAAAUCGAUCGUGAAUGCUGUCGCGAUCCAUCCGUCCUUGCUGCAUGUCGUGACUUCGGGUGUUGAACGCCAAAUUAUGCUUCAUAGCCCUAUACCUUCAUCACCUGCUGUUCAAAAUCUUCUUCCUACUCCACCGACCGUCAGGACGCUUCAACCUCAAGAUAUAGCAGCACAAAGAACGUUCCUGAGAGCGCUUUUUGGGCCACAUCCGACGCUGCGUGAGGAGGUUGAGGAGGAGGAAGGGGAGGAUGAGACGAUCUCUCUAUUUGAUCACAUCUUGAGAGAAGAGGGUGAAGCAGAUGUGUUUACAGUGAGACGUUGGGGAGAAGAUUCAGCAGAAGACUCAGAAGAUGAAGAUGAAGAUUCAGAAGAGACCGUGAUCGAUUAACUUUGAUACCUCUCUGAUUGCUCCCUAUAAUUCAGUUCAGGUGAUGAUGGCAGUGCACUGUGGAUAAGCGCCUCGUUCUUGUUCUUGUCACAGCUUAUUUCCAUUCCGCGAU
Suillus subaureus is the source of this 1881-nucleotide messenger RNA. RefSeq names its product WD40 repeat-like protein. Gene Ontology annotation, cellular component: cytoplasm; Cul4-RING E3 ubiquitin ligase complex. The transcript has 14 exons. Gene Ontology annotation, biological process: negative regulation of fatty acid biosynthetic process. Gene Ontology annotation, molecular function: protein binding. Lineage: Eukaryota; Fungi; Basidiomycota; Agaricomycetes; Boletales; Suillaceae. The record is from RefSeq and is a predicted model, not a curated record. The coding region runs from base 186 to 1769 and encodes 527 amino acids.